Molecule: messenger RNA, 1251 nt
Organism: Dictyostelium discoideum AX4
Lineage: Eukaryota; Evosea; Eumycetozoa; Dictyosteliales; Dictyosteliaceae
Gene: fdfT
Product: farnesyl-diphosphate farnesyltransferase
Exons: 2
Coding region: 1-1251 (416 amino acids)
Biological process (GO): farnesyl diphosphate metabolic process; lipid biosynthetic process
Cellular component (GO): endoplasmic reticulum membrane
Molecular function (GO): transferase activity, transferring alkyl or aryl (other than methyl) groups; squalene synthase [NAD(P)H] activity
Source: RefSeq, a predicted model, not a curated record
AUGCAAUAUAUGAAAUCACUUGCUCAUCCAGAUGAAUUCCUUUCUUUAUUAAAGAUUGGUUACACUGAAUCAUUUAAGCCAAAAUCACAAUUAAAAGAAAAUUUAGGUAAUAAAGAAUGGUGUUACGAAUUAUUAAAUAAAACAUCAAGAAGUUUUGCUUUUGUAAUUAAUGAAUUAGAACCAAGUUUAAAGGAUGCUAUUUGUAUUUUUUAUUUAGUAUUAAGAGGAUUAGAUACAAUUGAAGAUGAUACAACAGUUGAACUUAAUACAAAAUUACCAGUAUUAACAUCAUUUUCAGAAGGAUUAUAUCAACCAGGUUAUAAGGUAUUUGGAUAUGGUAUGAAUAAUGAUGAAAAGAAUUUAGUAGAGAAUUUCGAUAAGGUGGUUGAUGUAUUUUUGGGAUUGGGUGAUGGAUAUUGUACUAUCAUUCAUGAUAUUACACGUCGUAUGGCAAAUGGUAUGUCAGAGUUUCUCCAAAAGUCUGUUGUAACAUUACCAGAAUGGGAUCUCUAUUGUCACUAUGUCGCAGGUCUUGUUGGCAUUGGUCUUAGCAAGAUCUUUCAUGCUAGUGGUUUAGAGAGUGAAUGGUUCGCAACAGCAGAUGAUGAAUCCAACCAAAUGGGUUUAUUCUUACAAAAAACUAAUAUCAUUCGUGACUAUUUGGAAGACAUUAACGAAAAGAGAAUCUUUUGGCCACGUGAUGUUUGGGCUCGUUACACAUUACAUUUGGAGAAUUUCAAAGAGGCCAAAUACCAAAUUCCAGCACUCCACUGUCUCAAUGAUUUAAUCACCAAUGCUCUUUCACAUGCUCUUAUCGCUUUGGACUACAUGAGUCGUUUAAAGAAUCCACAAGUUAUCAAUUUCUGUGCUAUCCCACAAGUUAUGGCCAUUGGUACUUUGAAUGCUUGUUAUAACAAUUACAACGUCUUCACUGGUGUAGUCAAAAUUCGUAAGGGUCAAAGAGCAUUGAUCGUCGAUGCUAUUCAAUCCAAGGGUCUCACUGCUACCUAUGAGCUCUUCUUUAAGUUUGCCAAUGAAAUGCGUCAUAAAGUUCCACCAAAUGAUCCAUCUGCAAAGAAAACCAUUCAACAUCUCGAAUCAAUUGAAAAACUCUGCAUAGAGAAAUUAGGUUAUAGACCUUCUGGUUUCAAUGAUUUCAUCUCUUAUGAUUGGAUGGCUGUUACUUCUUUAGCUGUUUCUUCUGCUUUCUUAAUUGCUCGUCAUGGUCCAAACUUUUUUUCGAAAUUAUAA